Molecule: messenger RNA, 719 nt
Organism: Cylas formicarius (sweet potato weevil)
Lineage: Eukaryota; Metazoa; Arthropoda; Insecta; Coleoptera; Brentidae
Gene: Dlc90F
Product: dynein light chain Tctex-type
Exons: 2
Coding region: 177-539 (120 amino acids)
Biological process (GO): microtubule-based movement
Cellular component (GO): cytoplasm; cytoplasmic dynein complex
Molecular function (GO): dynein intermediate chain binding
Source: RefSeq, a predicted model, not a curated record
CUGUGGUCCCUACUCAAAUUAAUUCGGGUUCUUAGCUUCUCUAAGCCCGAAAGAAGAAGUGUUCUCACUUUUCUGUUAUGGCAGCAGUCAAUCACCUAACUAAGCCAAGAAGUCGCUAUUAUCCAUCUUAGGUGCAAAAAUAAACAAUUGAAUUGUUUACUUGGUUUAAAAGAGAAAUGGAAAAGAAUACUCAAGACACUCUGCAACAAGAUUUACAAGAAGAGACGCAAUUUGUGGUUGAUGAUAUUAGCAAAAUUAUUAAAGAAGCCAUCGAGACUGUGAUAGGAGGAAAUAGUUAUCAAAACUCAAAAGUAAACAAUUGGACCACAGCAGUUGUUGAAGCAUGUACUUCUGAACUUACUAAACUUAUGAAGCCAUACAAGUACAUUGUUACUUGCAUUAUUAUGCAAAAAAAUGGAGCGGGCUUGCAUACUGCCAGUUCCUGUUAUUGGGAUAACAAUACUGAUGGGAGUUGCACCGUUCGCUGGGAAAAUAAAACCAUGUUUUGCAUUGUGUCAGUCUAUGGACUUGCUAUUUAGAGUUUAAAUAUAUCUUUUAAGACUUCCUUUUGAGGCGAGAUUUAAAAAAAUAUGUCCCCAAAUAUUCAAAUUUUGACAAAACAGUGUUUUGAUUGCACUGGACCACAGAAACAAAAUUAAAUUUUAUUAUUUUAAAUCUUUAAUGGGUAUGUUCUUAUGCAAUAAAAUGUGCAAAAUUAA